Messenger RNA from Durusdinium trenchii, 519 nucleotides. Lineage: Eukaryota; Dinophyceae; Suessiales; Symbiodiniaceae. The record is from the annotation of a GenBank genome assembly.
AUGUCUUCACGCGAGGCCAAUGGCAACGGACCUGAUGAGCGUGAGACGAACUUGAAACUCGUGUACGAACAGGUGUAUCGCUCAAUUCAACGGUCCACGGAAGAGGCCACUAAGAUCCGGCACGAGGUUCAGGAGUUGGAAAGCUUCUGCCGGAAGGGCUACAUUCCACCCAUCUACGAUGCCUAUGCGGCCUCGCAGCAGGAGAUCCAAAAGAUGAAGGAGCCGGGAGUCCAGGUGCUCCCUGAAGGAGUCCAGGAAGAGAAGCAGCUCAAUGUCCCUAUGCCGCCAGCACCACAGGUGAUCGAAAUCCCACAGCUGCCGCUCUCGUGCUUGCAGGGCGAUCAAGAGGUGGUCCCAAAGUACUUGGAGGGCUUGGGCAGCUCGAGUUCCAGCGGCUCGAGUUUGGGCGCCCAGCGGCGAUGCACGAAGGCGCCGUCGGCGAAGGCCAAGGCCAAGGCGGUGCCCAUCGGCUUGGCCACGGCGCCGGCGGCCUUGGUGAAGCCCGGGAACUGGGCACAG